AUUAUAUGACAGUUACCAAGGAGAAAAAUCAACAAGAUCAAAAUGUUCCGAUAAAACGUCGAAAUUUCUGUCUUGCAUUUACUCUAAAGUAAAAUAAUACAUGAAACAAAGUAAACAUUAUCAAGUUCAAGUGAGGGAUAAAGUGUUAAGCCGAGAAGGAUUCGGCAGGAUGUGUGUAAGAUUCCAGAAAUAAAUUUGCAAACCAAACUUCAAUGAUGUUCGUCAAAGCUAUUUUGGCCUUAGCGUCAUAUUCCACUGUCUUUGGAUAUUUGCUACACUUGCCACAAUGUUCCGCCUGGAAUCGAGGACAGACCAAGUCAUUCUUUGAUGGUGCACUCUUUUACCGUCAAAAUUUUGCACUGAAAACAGACAUGUUAAGAAAAGUGAAAACUUUCGGGGAGAUUCAAUGCGCGCUUGUUUGUCUGUCCGAAAACGAUUGCGUCGCACAAACAUAUUGUACCGAUGCGUCAAAGGGAAAAAAUUACAAGGGGACAUGCUACUUACAUAAAAACGGCGUUAAAAAUGAACAGAACCGCGUUCGUCUCGUAAAAAGCAAGGGAUGCACCUUUCAGCAAUACAUGGAUUUGGAAGUCUCUUGCUCAAGAAAAUGCCAACAUGGAAUGAAGUGUUAUCACGACUAUGGUCGCAGGCGAUGCGAAAGCAGAUGUGAGCCGCCUUACACUGGAAUUUAUUGCAACCAACCUCAAGGGCAACUCUGGACCCACAUCAACUGCUGAAUAUGUGAACACGACACUACAGGGAGCAGUAACACUGGUUAAGGGGGUCCAGAUCUGGAGAGUGCCAUUCACUGGUCCUUAUAAGCUCACCGUCGCCGGGGCUUCGGGAGGAAACGCCACCUGCUCAUCAGGGGGAAAGGGUGCAAUUGCGGUAGGAGUGGUGCAACUGACGAAGGGAACUGUGCUGCACCUUUUAAUCGGUCAGAAAGGACUUCCAGGAGCUUCUGGUGCGGGAGGGGGUGGGGGCACUUUUGUAGUUUCUAAUAAAAACACGCUUUUGGGGGCAGCCGGCGGUGGCGGAGGUGGAGGUGGUCAAAUUCUCUCAGAAAACGGAGAUGACGGUCAAGCGGCCAAAAAUGGCAGUGUUUAUGGUGGUGUGAAUGGUCUGGGUGGAUCAGUGUGCGCUGGAGAGGACAAUAAUGCAGGGGGAGGAGCCGGAUUUAAGGGGAAUGGUACGUGCAGUCGCAAUGUAUCAUGUUCCUUAAGUCCUCACCCAUGCAAUGAAUCCGGGUUGGCCUAUGUAAAUGGUGGCCUGGGUGGAGAUGGAAAUGGUGUUGGGGGAUUCGGCGGAGGUGGGGCGGCAUAUAACGAUUUUGGAGGAGGCGGUGGUGGGUAUUCUGGAGGCGGAGUGAGUGCCACGUCGUAUGGUUCACGAGCAGGAGGGGGCGGAUCUUACUGGUCUGUAGGGCUUAAAGCUAGCAAUGAAACCAAUUCUGGCGACGGAUACGUACUGAUAGAAUCAAGAAUGGUUUAAAUUAAAAUAAAGCGAUUGAUAGGUUGAUCUUUUUUCUUUGUAACCACUUUCAUAAAUGGC
Molecule: messenger RNA, 1551 nt
Organism: Stylophora pistillata
Lineage: Eukaryota; Metazoa; Cnidaria; Anthozoa; Scleractinia; Pocilloporidae
Source: RefSeq, a predicted model, not a curated record